Messenger RNA from Puma concolor (puma), 532 nucleotides. It is a transcript of the gene SURMIR, whose product is annotated as SLC35A4 upstream open reading frame protein. Lineage: Eukaryota; Metazoa; Chordata; Mammalia; Carnivora; Felidae. The record is from RefSeq and is a predicted model, not a curated record.
CUGUAGUACUUUGCAUGAGGGAGGCGGGGCCGCGCCUGCGCAACAAGUUCGGCGGGGAAGAUGGCGGAUGACAAGGAUUCUCUGCCUAAGCUUAAGGACCUGGCAUUUCUCAAGAACCAGUUGGAACGCCUGCAGCAGCGUGUGGAAGACGAAGUCAACAGUGGUGUGGGCCAGGAUGGCUCGCUCUUGUCCUCCCCAUUCCUCAAGGGCUUCUUAGCCGGCUAUGUGGUGGCCAAACUGAGGGCAUCAGCAGUAUUGGGCUUUGCUGUGGGUACCUGCACUGGCAUCUACGCAGCUCAGGCAUAUGCUGUGCCCAAUGUGGAGAAGACGUUGAGGGACUAUCUUCGGUCAUUGCGCAAGGGGCCCGACUAGCUCUGGAUCCCAUGGGGGAGGAAGGAUGAGCAUCUUGAACCUGCAGGUAGAGGCCUUUCAACCACAGACACCAUAUCUGGCUUCCCCAGCUAUCACCCUUUUGCUGUCUUCAACUUUUCCACAGUCUUCAUCCUUGCUCUCCUUCUUGCAAAAGGUGAAC